Molecule: messenger RNA, 279 nt
Organism: Radiomyces spectabilis
Lineage: Eukaryota; Fungi; Mucoromycota; Mucoromycetes; Mucorales; Radiomycetaceae
Exons: 2
Coding region: 36-257 (73 amino acids)
Source: RefSeq, a predicted model, not a curated record
CCAUUUUCAAUCAACGCUUACUUCUUUUUUACAUUAUGGCAAAAUUCACAUUGACCCUCUUGUUCGCUUUCCUUGCCAUGUUCAGCGUCAUCUCGGCUGUAUGGAUUGGUGACGCACCGAGCUGUCCUAUCGAUACCGAGAUUUGUCCCGACGGCUUGAAGCCUACCUGUCUUGCUCGUUCGGCAGAGGAUGCUAGUAUUGCAUGCCCAGACACUUGUGGCGACUUUGACAGCCCAGGAGGAAGAACCUCGGCCUGAAACUAAAAUUGUACAACCUCCA